ACCAACUCGGCACACUCUUCCUAAUUGGCUUGCCUCGCUUGAACAGGACACGCUAGACUUCUUGCUCAAACGCUAUGUCUCUCUCCUUCCUAACUUCGGGCUCUUCCCGACAGCUUUCCUCAUACAGUGUUGGAGGUGGUGGUGGUGGAGGGUCUGUCAGACUGUCUAGUGGUGGUGGAUUUGGCAGCGGAUCCAAAUUUGUAGGGGGAUACAGUGGAGGAGGUUAUGCUGGAGGAAGCCUUGCAGGAGGAUAUGGAAGUGGCUUGGCUGUAGGCUCUGGUGGGGGCUUGGGUGGAGGCUUUUCUAGUAGCAGCUUUGCUGGUGGCUUUGGUGGUGGCCAUGGAGGAGGUUUUGGUGGUGGUUAUGGAGGAGGUUUGGGUGGUGGUUAUGGAGGAGGUUUUGGUGGUGGUCAUGGAGGUGGGUUGGGUGGUGGCUUUGGAGGGGGAGAUAGUGGUCUUCUCUCUGGUGAUGAGAAGCAGACCAUGCAGAAUCUUAAUGACCGCCUUGCAAGCUACCUGGGCAAGGUGCAUGCUCUUGAAGAGGCAAAUGCUGAGCUUGAACUCAAAAUCAAGGACUGGUAUUCCAAGUUCAACGUCCCUGAUACCAGCCGGGACUACACCAAGUUUUUUAACAUUAUUGAAGAUCUGCGGGGCAAAAUACUUAGACAAACCAUUGAAAAUGCUGGGAUCGUCUUGCAAAUUGACAAUGCCCGCCUGGCUGCCGAUGAUUUCAAACUCAAGUAUGAAAACGAACUUUUCCUGCACCAGAAUGUGGAGAAUGACAUCAAUGGCCUGAGGAGAGUCUUGGAUGAGUUAACCAUGCAUAGAUCUGACCUGGAGCUGCAGAUCGAGGGUCUGAACGAGGAACUUGCAUAUCUCAAGAAGAACCACGAGGAGGAACUGAAGAGCUUCCGAGGAGCAUCUAGUGGGGAUGUCAGUGUUGAAAUGGAUGCCGCUCCUGGAGUUGAUUUGACUAAACUUCUGAAUGGCAUGAGGGCCCAAUAUGAGGAACUUGCAGAGAAGAAUCGUCAAGAGGCAGAAGAUCAAUUCAACAAACAGGUUGGCGCUCUCAGGCAAGAGAUCUCUGCCAAUGUGGAUCAGUUAAGCACAGGCAAGACUGAAAUUACAGAACUGAGGAGGACUCUGCAAGGGCUGGAAUUGGAAGUUCAGGCUCAACUUGCCAUGAAACACUCCCUUGAAGGCACUUUGGCGGAAACGGAACGGAACUAUUGUGAUCAGCUCGCCCAAAUUCAGGGCCAGAUAGCUGGCUUAGAGGAGCAACUUCUGCAGCUGCGAGCUGACAUGGAGAACCAGAAUUCAGAUUAUCAACACCUUAUGGGGAUCAAGACACGUCUGGAACAGGAGAUUGAAACCUACCGCCGCCUACUGGAUGGAGAAGGAGGCUUUGGAUCCCAUUCCGGAGUAUCUUAUGGAACUACAAGUUAUAGUUCUACAGGUUCAGGAGGCUCUGGCACAGAAUCCAAGAAAACCAGAAAGAUUAAGACGGUUGUGGAAGAAAUUGUUGACGGCAGAGUCGUUUCAUCCCAGGUCAAAUCCGUUGAGGAGAAGCAAGCAACAUAAACACCGGAAAAGUGUCAAUGAUAUUUACUAUUAAUGCAUGUCCUAGCUGGAAAUGAGUUAUGCAGAUAAACACUUCCUCUCUUUUUUUAACAAAACUCUAUUUUUCUUUGCGGCUCCUUCCCUCUGUAUCUUUUUCGUUAAGCAAUCCCGAGAAGUGCAUCCCAAAAAACUAUUUCUUCUCAAUAAACCUUUUCACUGUUUGCAUAUUAAAAA
Molecule: messenger RNA, 1793 nt
Organism: Anolis sagrei ordinatus
Lineage: Eukaryota; Metazoa; Chordata; Lepidosauria; Squamata; Anolidae
Product: keratin, type I cytoskeletal 15-like
Biological process (GO): epithelial cell differentiation; intermediate filament organization
Cellular component (GO): cytoskeleton
Molecular function (GO): structural molecule activity
Source: RefSeq, a predicted model, not a curated record